Messenger RNA from Aspergillus steynii IBT 23096, 654 nucleotides. RefSeq lists its product as uncharacterized. Bases 1 to 654 code for a protein of 217 amino acids. The transcript has a single exon. NCBI's taxonomy places the organism in Eukaryota, Fungi, Ascomycota, Eurotiomycetes, Eurotiales, Aspergillaceae. The record is from RefSeq and is a predicted model, not a curated record.
AUGCCAUCGUCUACAGAUUUCAAUCGCACUGGACGCGUUACGGUAGCGCUGACGAUCUUCUCCGUCGUCCUGACUACUAUUUGCGUGGUGUUGCGCUUUGCUGCGCGGCGAAUCAAGCAUGCACAACUAGGCCUAGAUGACUGGUUUGCUUUCAUGGCCGAGGUCACAUUUUGGGCCUUCUGCGCUGAUAUUCUGGUUGGUGUCUAUACUUUGGGGGCGGGCCAGGUUUAUCCAGAUCCAGCAGAGGCCCGCCGGAAAUAUGUGCAAUACUUGCAGUCCCAGUAUGCCCUGGUUCCACCGUACAUCUUGAGCGUCACGCUCAUGAAACUGUCCAUCCUUUGUCUCUAUCGCCGCAUAUUUGCUGUUCCCACCUUCUGCAAGAAGAUCAACUUCGCUAUGGCGAUUUGCCUGCUUUGGUUCGUGGCUUCUCUAACGGCCUCGCUGCUUAAUUGUUGCCCAAUCCAAUACUUCUGGGACAAGACUGUUGUGGGGUCGUGCAUCAACUUUCCCGUCUUUUUUCUGGCUACCCAAUUGGCCGACUCCAUCAUCGACCUUGCUGUCAUCGGCCUUCCCAUACCCACGAUCCUCCGGCUGCAGUUGAGUAUGCGCAAACGACUAGCCCUGGUGGCACUUUUCUUGCUUAGUGCCUUGUGA